AUGAUCAACGACCCAAACUCCCCUACUACAAUUUCUACUUCUACUAAUUCUACUAAUAGUGAUCAAAGAGGUGCACAAUCACAAACACUUGCUUGCGCAUCAUGCAGGUUCCAAAGGCGUAGAUGCGUUCCGGACUGCGCUCUUGCACCUUAUUUCCCCGCCCACCAAGCACAACAAUUCCUUAACGCGCACAGACUUUUCGGCGUCAACAACAUCAUCAAAAUUUUAUCUUCUGUCCCGCCUUACGCUCAAGACGAUGCCAUGACUUCUCUAAUUUACUCUGCUAAUGUCCGUGCAUAUGAUCCUGUUGGUGGGUGUACGCAUAUUGUUAGGUUAUUGAUGGCGCAGAUUGCCUACUACGAGGAACAACUUCAAGGUGUUCUUGCACAUAUUGUCGCUAUUCAAGCUGAAGCCGUCCCAGCGGUAGAUUGUCAAGCGGAUGAAAAGCCUCAUGUUAUUGAGCAAGUUCAAACACGAGCGGAUGAAAAGCCUCAUGUUAUUGAGCAAGUUCAAACACGAGAGGACGCGUUACCCUCUUGAACAGGUUUUAGUAUUUCUUUUGUUUUUCCCGUGUUUUUGGUGCAUUGUUUAGGGUAAAUUUGUCACUCUCGUGUUUAUUUAAGGAAAUAUUGUGAACCUUAAAAACACAUGUUGGAGACUUGGCGUUGAUGGGCCUUAGGGCUGUUGCUUGGACAGUCGUGGAGCUGUUCUUCGGGCUGCUACAAGAAGAGUCAGGACGUGGUGAUCCCCUGAAAUUGCUGAAGGGAAGACCAUGCGAUGUGCUUUAAGGUUGGCCAAACUCUAUGGUCUUGGAGAACUUUUCUUAUUGAGUCUGAUCUUCUAUUUAAUGGAGAUGGGAAUAGUGUUUCCUAUCAAGUCACGAGGCAAUUAUCACUCGCCCGGCCGGCAAUGAGCAUUGUUAUACUCACUCUGUCCCAUAAUAUAGUUAUACUCACUCCGUCCCAUAAUAUAAUGUUUGUUUCUUUUUUAUACGGUCUCCAAGAUGUAACUUUGACUUUAAUAUCUUCAAUUUUAUAUUAAU
Messenger RNA from Beta vulgaris subsp. vulgaris (sugar beet), 1042 nucleotides. Its product is annotated as LOB domain-containing protein 22-like. The transcript has a single exon. The coding region runs from base 1 to 540 and encodes 179 amino acids. The record is from RefSeq and is a predicted model, not a curated record. Lineage: Eukaryota; Viridiplantae; Streptophyta; Magnoliopsida; Caryophyllales; Amaranthaceae.